AUGAAGUCCCUACUAAUGAAUAACCUAAGGGAACGGUUCAACUCGUGUGGAACAACCACUAUAAAAUACCUGCUGUUUGUGUUUAAUCUCAUUUUUGCGAUUUCGGGCCUGAUCCUGUUAGUGGCGGGCAUCGUUGUGUUGGUCGAUGUCAACGAUUACCAACACUUCGUGCAGGACCGCUUGCUGGCCCCUCCAGUGGUCCUGAUCGUCGUUGGUUCCUUCGUGUUUCUCGUCGCCUCCCUUGGAUGCUACGGAGCGAUCAAGGAGUCACCAAAGCUGCUGAAUGCGUUUGCCGUUUUCCUGUUGAUCGUCUUCAUAAUCGAGGUGGCCGUUGCAGUUGCGGCUAUUGCCUUCAAAUCAGAUCUACAGGAUGCGCUCCGGAAGCAGUUGGACAAAUCUAUCGCGCGGCAUAAUAAUGCCGAUAUGAUGGCUUGGGACAGCGUCCACAAGAAUAUGAUGUGUUGCGGCAUUCAGGGACCGAAGGAUUGGUACGACAACCUUAACAAAACGAUGCCGGCAAGCUGCUGCAAGCCCGACCUCAUCGAACCGGACACCAAUGAUUGCAAGAAUGCUCCACCGUUGUUCAUGGACCGUUAUCAUCAGGAUGGUUGUCUCAUGAAGCUAGAGAAUCACUUUCAUAAGAAUGCUGCUGUUUUGAUCGCCGUCGGAUUCGCAAUCGCCAUUUUUCAACUCCUGGGAGUAUUCUUUGCCUGUUGGUUGUCGUCGUCUAUUAAAAGAAGUAACGCUUAA
This is a messenger RNA of Anopheles cruzii, 750 nucleotides long. RefSeq names its product leukocyte surface antigen CD53. Gene Ontology annotation, cellular component: membrane. NCBI's taxonomy places the organism in Eukaryota, Metazoa, Arthropoda, Insecta, Diptera, Culicidae. The record is from RefSeq and is a predicted model, not a curated record. The transcript has 3 exons. Bases 1 to 750 code for a protein of 249 amino acids.